This is a messenger RNA of Lactuca virosa, 270 nucleotides long. The record is from the annotation of a GenBank genome assembly. Lineage: Eukaryota; Viridiplantae; Streptophyta; Magnoliopsida; Asterales; Asteraceae.
AUGACACGUGGCAGAAACAAAACCUACUGCUGCUGGUCUUUCUUGUUUCUCUCUUUGAAUCCGAGAUCAACCUCUAAUGCCUUAAGGGUUUUGAAAGGCUGUAAAGCUCCAAACAGUCUUCUCUCUCCACAUCUCUUUCUGUUGAAGCCACUAUCCAACACUCAAUAUUUCAUCUACAAGCUGCUGAAGGAUUUGAAUAAUACCCCCAAACUUAAGACUUUCUGGACUCUGUUUGGGUGUUUUACGAUGUGGAAGAGUGAUUUCGAUUGA